AUGUGCCACACCAGCUGUUCCACAGGCUGCCAGCCGGCCUGCUGUGUGUCCAGCCCCUGCCAGUCAUCCUGCUGUGUAUCCAAUCCCUGCCAGUCAUCCUGCUGCGUGCCCUGUCAGUCAUCCUGCUGUGUGUCCAGUCCCUGCCAGCCAUCCUGCUGUGUGUCCAGUCCCUGCCAGUCAUCCUGCUGUGUGCCUGUGAGCUGCAGACCUGCCAUGUGCAUUCCUGUGAGAUUGCAGGUGGCCUGCUGCUCCCCUGUGAGCUGUAGACCUAGUGUGUGUGUGUCUCCUUCCUGCCAGUCCUCCGUGUGUGUUCCUGUGAGCUGCAGGCCUGCUGUGUGUGUGGUCCCCAGCUGCCAGUCCUCUGGGUGCUGCCAGCCAUCCUGCCCCACUCUGGUCUGCAGACCUGUGUCCUGCAGCAUCUCCGCCUGCUGCUGA
This is a messenger RNA of Dipodomys spectabilis (banner-tailed kangaroo rat), 435 nucleotides long. RefSeq names its product keratin-associated protein 12-1-like. NCBI's taxonomy places the organism in Eukaryota, Metazoa, Chordata, Mammalia, Rodentia, Heteromyidae. The transcript is spliced from 2 exons. The record is from RefSeq and is a predicted model, not a curated record. The coding region runs from base 1 to 435 and encodes 144 amino acids. Gene Ontology annotation, cellular component: keratin filament.